Phytophthora infestans T30-4 is the source of this 1710-nucleotide messenger RNA. Its product is annotated as dolichyl-P-Man:Man(5)GlcNAc(2)-PP-dolichyl mannosyltransferase, putative. The transcript is spliced from 2 exons. Gene Ontology annotation, cellular component: endoplasmic reticulum. Lineage: Eukaryota; Oomycota; Peronosporomycetes; Peronosporales; Peronosporaceae. The record is from RefSeq and is a predicted model, not a curated record. Bases 1 to 1710 code for a protein of 569 amino acids. Gene Ontology annotation, molecular function: dol-P-Man:Man(5)GlcNAc(2)-PP-Dol alpha-1,3-mannosyltransferase activity.
AUGGCGCGCAAGAAGACGUCGACGUCGACGUCCACAUCCAAGACGAAGCGCGCGACGCGCAUUGACAAGGAUGUCAAGACGACUCUCAUGCACAGCCGGGUGCUGUCCUUCCUGUACGAUCUCAUGUGGAGCUACCGCUAUUUCCCGCAACUCGCCUGCUGCUUGCUGCUCGUCGAGGCCUGCGUCGGCUACCUCAUCAUCCAGAAAGUGCCGUACACAGAGAUCGACUGGUCCACGUACAUGCAGCAAGUGGAGCUGUUCAAGGCCGGAGAGCGCGACUACAUGCAGAUCCGGGGCGACACAGGCCCGCUUGUCUAUCCUGCUGGCUUCCUGUACGUAUUCUCCUUCUUGCACUCAAUCACGGACAACGGGCAGAACAUCCAACGUGCUCAGUAUAUUUUCCUGGGCUUCUAUCUCAUCAUGAUCGCUACGGUACUGGCAAUUUACUACCGCGCUCGAGUUCUACCGCCCUGGGCCACCGUGUUCUUGUGCACCUCGAAACGCCUACACUCGAUCUUUAUGCUGCGUAUGUUCAAUGACGGCGUGGCGAUGAUGCUCCUGUUCAUUGCAGUGUACCUAUUCGCUCGCCAACGGUGGCGUUGGGGCUGCGUCUUCUUCAGCCUCGCUGUGUCCAUCAAGAUGAACGUGUUGCUAUUCGCCCCAGCGCUUUUCUUCCUGCUACUACAGUCGUGUGGUAUUCUACGUACCGCGUGGUAUUUGGUCAUCUGCGCUGCGAUCCAAGUAGCGCUAGCCUAUCCGUUCCUAAAGCACAAUUGGUGGAACUACAUGAACAAAGCCUUCGAGCUCAGUCGCGUCUUCACGUUCAAGUGGACAGUGAACUGGCGCUUCCUGGAUGAAGAAACGUUUGUAUCGGGUGGAUUCGCGAUCAUCUUGUUGCUAGGCCACUUGUUCUUCAUGGUAUUGUUUCUGGACAAGCACUUUAACAUUAUCGGCACGAUCCGCGCUGUGAUGAUGAAGCCAUUCGCGAUCUACGAGCCGUUUCCGAUCCAAAGCGAGAUCGUCGUGACGUCGCUAUUCGUCAUGAACUUCGCCGGUAUCGUCUUCUCUCGUACACUGCACUAUCAGUUCUACUCAUGGUACUAUCCGACACUACCGUAUCUGCUUUGGUGCUCGGACUUACCUCUGCUACUCAAGAUGGCAGCUCUACUGAACAACGAGUACGCCUUUAACACGUUCCCGUCGACCACAAUGAGCUCGCUUAUGCUGCAGCUCACCAACACUUUCCUACUGAUCACACUAUACCUGAAUCAGAAGAACAACUCGUUCAUACCGUAUCUGGACGCCGAGGCCCGCACGAACCUUAUCGCCUUUGUGAACGAAGAGUGCUUUGAUGGUGCGCGACAGCUAGUGCUCUACUACGGUAGUGUGACGGAAGAUCUGGCUGAAGGUGCCACGGUGUCGUCUAUUGACGAGCACGAGGUAGUGUUGUCGUUGCCCAAGAUGAAGCUGACGCUCGCUGUGGGCUUUGGUAGCAGCGGUCCUGUGACGGGUGAGGGCUAUGGUCGUCAAGUGCUCAAGGACAUGCUCAAGGAGGCAGGUGAAGGUGUUAAGGCGGGAGAUACGAUGGGCAAGCUCAUCAACCGUGAGUACAUCAAGGACAAGGAGCUCAAGAACCUCGUGGGCUCUCUUGAUGAGGAGCAUGACAGCAAGACUUCGCUACGUCAGCGUACGACCACCAAGACGCGGUAG